AUACGCAUGCACCCGUUUCCGUAAUCUCCUUCGUCGUUUUCUAGAUCUCUUUGCUUCUCUGCUCUCUUGCUUCUUCUUCUUCUAGGGUUUUUGGUCUCUGUCUCUCUCUCUCUCUAUACGCGCAGGUUAAAUCAUCUCACAAGUAUAGCUUUUGUUACAAUCCCGUCCAAUGUCUGCUUCGAAGUCUCUCAAUGGUUUCUCUUCUCUCACCCGUGGAGCUCAAGUCUCUACCAUGACUGAUUUGAACCCCAAAUCAGAGGCGAAAUCGGAGAGGACUACAUCUCCAUCGGCGGAGACGGUGGCGGUUUCCAACCGAACGGUGGCUUCAAGGUCGAGUCGUCAACCGCGGCUCUCUUUCUCCACCUUAGCUCCGUCGUCCGAGAACGAUUACCCGAGGAGGAAACUGAAAUCCGAUGCCACCGAAGAGACGCCGCCGCAGAGAGAGGAAGUUCCGGUGUCGGUGAAGGCGGGAGAAGAAGCGGAGGAGGAGGAAGAGGAGGGUUUGAAGAGGACUUGGAAUCUCCGGCCGAGGAAGGCUUGCGGCGGUUUGAAGAAUGGAAACGGCGUGUUCCCGGCGGAGACGUGCGGCGGAGGAGUUACGGAGGCGAAGAAUCAGAAAGCAGGCGGAGUAAUGGAGCCGAAAUCGAACAGGCAGAGAGGAAUCCCGGCGGAAUCUCCCGGAUUAGGCGGCGUUGAGGUAGCGAACGAGAAUCACAGGCUCUGGGUCGCUCUUUCUCGAGACGAGAUCGAAGAAGACGUGUUCAGCAUGAGCGGAAGCAGGCCAUCUCGCCGGCCACGAAAGAGGAGCAAGACGUUGCAGAAACAUCUCGAUGUUAUCUUCCCUGGAUUGUGUCUUGUGGGGAUGAAUGCUGAUUGCUUCAGAGUAUCCAAUUCUCCGGCUAAGCGAUGAUCGGCCUAUAUAGGCAAAAGAAUAUUUU
This is a messenger RNA of Eutrema salsugineum, 938 nucleotides long. RefSeq names its product anion exchange protein 3. Lineage: Eukaryota; Viridiplantae; Streptophyta; Magnoliopsida; Brassicales; Brassicaceae. The record is from RefSeq and is a predicted model, not a curated record. The coding region runs from base 170 to 910 and encodes 246 amino acids. The transcript is spliced from 3 exons.